GGCCGUGUACAGUAGGUUGUAUUCUCAUUUGCUCCUCCACCACUUCUCUUGGGAAGAUGUCUGUCAAGAAGGUGUUGUUGAACUCAGGCCACCGGAUGCCUCUGCUGGGCCUCGGUUGCUGGCAGUCACCAGCAGGGGAGGUGGAGGCGGCGGUGGAAACAGCACUCGAUGCAGGGUACCGCCACAUCGACACUGCCUUUGUGUACCUAAACGAGGAGGCGGUAGGAGUGGGGCUCCACCAAUGGCUGAACAAGACAGGCAACAAGAGGAGUGAAGUCUUUGUCGUCACCAAGUUACCCCCACACGGGAUGUCAGCAGAAGGGGUACACAAGUUUCUGCAGAAAUCCCUAAAGGCGCUCAAGCUGGACUACGUUGACCUCUACCUCGUCCACCUCCCGGUUGGCCUGAAGAGUAAACAUGACUUAGAUAUUUUGGCGAAGAGGGACGAUGGCCAGUUUGAUAUAGACGAAGGAACUGAUCUCAUAGCUAUCUGGAAGGAGAUGGAGAAAUUGGUGGACAUGGGGCUGACCAAAUCGAUAGGCGUGUCCAAUUAUAGCAUCAAACAGAUACGGAAGACAUGUGCUAUAUCCAAAAUAAAACCAGUCGUUAAUCAGGUGGGUGAAAGUGGAGUUGCAUGUAUACUUCAACAGCGUCAGAUGCAGGAGUUCUGUAAGACCCACAACAUCUUCCUGACGGCAACCCUGCCAUCACCCCGCUUGUUGGAAGACCCAGUGGUGAGGUUGGUAGCAGAGCGUCAUGGGAUCACCACUGCUCAGGUCCUACUCAGAUUCCUGGUACAACAAAACAUCAUCGUCAUCCCUAAGUCUGUGAACCCCGAGCGUAUCAAAACGAAUGGAGAUUUGUGGAGCUUCAGUUUGUCGGAGCUGGAGAUGGAAGCUCUGACGACAUUAGACAAAGGAGAAUCUGGUCGGAGCUUUGUUUUCGUUGGUUCAGGAAUGACAGAGCACCCGGAAUAUCCUCUGUAAGGUGGUUGACAACACUAUCACCAGGGCUACCAUCACUAAUACCAGGGCUACCAACACUAAUACCAGGGCUACCAACACUAUCACCAGGGCUACCAGCACUAAUACCAGCGCUACCAACACUAUCACCAGGGCUACCAACACUAAUACCAGGGUUACCAACACUAAUACCAGGGUUACCAACUCUAAUACCAGGGUUACCAACUCUAAUACCAGGGCUACCAACACUAAUACCAGGGCUAUCAUCACUAUUAUCAGGGCUACCAACACUACCACCAGGACUAUCAACACUAUUAUCAGGGCUAACAACACUAUUACCAUGGCUACCAACUUAUCAGGACUACCAACACUAAUACCAGGACUAUCAUCACUAUUAUCAGGGCUACCAACACUAAUACCAGGACUACCAACACUAAUACCAGGACUAUCAUCACAUUCAUCACUAUUAUCAAGGCUACCAACACUACCACCAGGACUAUCAUCACUAUUAUCAGGGCUAACAAUACUACCACCAGGGCUACCAACACUGUGACCAGGACCACCACCACAACCACUGCAGCUAACCACUAUCAGCACCUGAGCCACUGUCGUCUUUACUCACCGCUACCACAACCACCACCACUACAACAUCCACCACUACCACAACCACCACCACUACCACAACAACCACCACUACCACAACCACCACCACUACAAC
Molecule: messenger RNA, 1680 nt
Organism: Homarus americanus (American lobster)
Lineage: Eukaryota; Metazoa; Arthropoda; Malacostraca; Decapoda; Nephropidae
Product: aldo-keto reductase family 1 member B1-like
Exons: 10
Coding region: 57-986 (309 amino acids)
Cellular component (GO): cytosol
Molecular function (GO): aldose reductase (NADPH) activity
Source: RefSeq, a predicted model, not a curated record